AUGGCCACCAUCUACAUCGACGAGGACGUCGGCCGGGACGAUUCGACCGCGACCGGUUCUGAAUCGGCCCCCUACAAGACUCUUGUCCAUGCAUACCUCCAACACCCCCCCGCCGAGGGCAAUCAAUACUUGAUGCGCAAAUCUCAGACGGAUGCCCCCGGAGAGGACGUUGACCCAGCCGCCAAGUUGGAGUGGAAGCCAGCGACCAAGUCGGCCACAAAGAAGGCGCUCAGCAUUGUCGAGCAGCGGAAGAAGAAGGCAGCCAAGGAGCAGGAAUUGGCCAUUCGCGAGAAGCAGGAAGCUGAAAAGCGUCAGAAGGUUCUGGAGGAGGCCAAGAAAGUUGUCAUCACAGAAGAUCCCUCUUUGCCCAAGCCUGUGCGAAUUCGCCUGGAUGUCACCGACCCUGCUAUCGUCAAGCUUGGAUCCCCCGAAACACAAACUGCAGGCACUCGUGUCCGUGUGCUGGGACGAGUCCAUCGCCUGCGCGUCCAGAAGGAUGUGAUCUUCCUGACUCUUAGUGACGGCUACGGCUACUUGCAGUGUGUUCUGACGGGAAACCUGACAAAGACCUACGACGCCAUGACUCUCACUCUCGAAACCUCCAUGGCCAUCCAUGGAGAGAUGCGCGCGGUGCCUCCCAAGCAGCAUGCGCCCAACGACCGGGAACUGCAUGCGGAUUUCUUCACCGUCAUUGGCCGCGCUGCCGGUGACAAGGAGGCCAUCACCACCCGUGUGGCCAAGGAUGCCGACCCGCAGACCCUUUACGACAACCGUCACCUCGUCCUGCGUGGAGAGACCUCCUCGGCUGUGAUGAAGGUGCGCGCCGCCUGCCUCAAGGCUUUCCGUCAGGUAUUUGAGGAGAAGCGCAUGCUGGAAGUGACCCCGCCUGCCAUGGUGCAGACGCAAGUCGAGGGUGGCAGCACCCUGUUCAAAUUCGACUACUACGGCGAAGACGCAUACCUCACCCAAUCCUCCCAGCUCUACCUGGAAACCUGCCUGCCCUCUCUGGGUGACGUUUUCUGUGUCUGCCCUUCCUUCCGCGCCGAAAAGUCCCUCACCCGUCGUCAUCUGUCCGAGUACACCCACAUCGAGGCAGAGCUCGACUUCAUCACCUUCACCGACCUGCUCGACCACCUCGAAGAGGUCAUCUGCCGGGUCAUUGAGCUGACCCUCGCCGACCCCGCCACCGCUGCCCUCAUCAAGCAGCUCAACCCCGACUUCAAACCUCCCAGUCGCCCCUUCCGCCGCAUGAAGUACGCCGACGCCAUUCAGUGGCUGGUCGAACAUGACAUUCCCAACGAGGAGGGCAAGCCCCACCAGUUCGGUGACGAUAUCGCCGAAGCUGCCGAGCGCAAGAUGACCGACAUCAUCAACCAGCCCAUCUUUCUGACCCAUUUCCCCGCCGAGAUCAAGGCCUUCUACAUGAAGAAGGAUCCUGAAGAUCGCCGCGUCACCGAGAGUGUCGACGUCCUCAUGCCUGGUGUCGGCGAGAUUGUCGGUGGCAGUAUGAGAAUGGACGACUGGGACGAACUGAUGGCCGCCUACAAGCACGAGGGAAUGGAUCCCACCCCGUACUACUGGUACACCGAUCAGAGAAAGUACGGCACAUCCCCUCAUGGUGGAUACGGUCUCGGUCUCGAGCGGUUCCUCGCUUGGUUGUGUGCCCGCUACACAGUCAGAGACUGCUGUCUGUAUCCUCGUUUCACCGGUCGUUGCACACCUUGA
Messenger RNA from Aspergillus fischeri NRRL 181, 1725 nucleotides. Its product is annotated as asparagine--tRNA ligase DED81. Gene Ontology annotation, cellular component: cytoplasm. Gene Ontology annotation, molecular function: asparagine-tRNA ligase activity; nucleic acid binding; ATP binding. The record is from RefSeq and is a predicted model, not a curated record. The transcript is spliced from 2 exons. Lineage: Eukaryota; Fungi; Ascomycota; Eurotiomycetes; Eurotiales; Aspergillaceae. Gene Ontology annotation, biological process: asparaginyl-tRNA aminoacylation. Bases 1 to 1725 code for a protein of 574 amino acids.